This is a messenger RNA of Mesoplodon densirostris (Blainville's beaked whale), 255 nucleotides long. Its product is annotated as keratin-associated protein 21-1-like. The coding region runs from base 1 to 255 and encodes 84 amino acids. Lineage: Eukaryota; Metazoa; Chordata; Mammalia; Artiodactyla; Ziphiidae. The transcript has a single exon. The record is from RefSeq and is a predicted model, not a curated record.
AUGUUUUGCAACUACUACAGCAAUUCCUGUGACUACUGCUGUGGAAACAGCUAUGACUGUGGAUUUAGUCCCUAUUAUGGCUGUGGAUAUGGCUAUGGAUGUGGCUGUGGAUAUGGCUCCCAUUAUGGCUGUGGCUAUGGAACAAGAUAUGGCUGUGGAUAUGGCUCCUGCUAUGGUUGUGGAUAUGGCUCUGACACUGGCUACUGCAGCUACCGACCAGUUUGCUAUGGGAGAUGUUAUUCUUCUUGCUACUAG